Molecule: messenger RNA, 2181 nt
Organism: Glarea lozoyensis ATCC 20868
Lineage: Eukaryota; Fungi; Ascomycota; Leotiomycetes; Helotiales; Helotiaceae
Product: Nucleotide-diphospho-sugar transferase
Exons: 3
Coding region: 1-2181 (726 amino acids)
Biological process (GO): biosynthetic process
Cellular component (GO): eukaryotic translation initiation factor 2B complex
Molecular function (GO): translation initiation factor activity; translation initiation factor binding; guanyl-nucleotide exchange factor activity
Source: RefSeq, a predicted model, not a curated record
AUGUCGCAGAAAUCGGCGAAAGGUGCUGGUGGUGGGGCAAAGGCAGCUCCAAAGGGGAAGAAAGCUGCUGCAUCAGGGAAGAAAGUCGCUAGAUUAGAGGACGAGAGGGAGGAGACUUUGCAAGCGGUGAUACUUGCUGAUUCGUUUGAGACGAGAUUCAAUCCGUUCACAUUAGAGACGCCACGAUGUCUCUUACCUCUGGCGAACACGCCUUUGAUCGAAUACACCCUUGAAUUCCUGGCAAUGUCUGGAGUCGCCGAUAUAUAUGUAUACUGCGGGGCACACACAGCCGAAGUAGAGAAGUACUUGCAACAAUCGAAGUGGUAUCCGCCAACCUCAUCUGCUUCGCCAUUCAACUCCUUAGAAAUUGUGAAAACGACGGCAAAAUCAGUCGGAGAUGCGUUGCGAGACUUGGACGCAAGAGAUCUUAUUACCGGCGACUUUCUGCUCGUGCAUGGAGAUUUGGUGUCAAAUUUACCAAUAGAUGGCGCACUAGCUGCUCAUCGAAAGAGAAGGUUAGCAGAUAAAAACGCGAUUAUGACAAUGAUUUUGCGCGACGGGGGCUUGCAUGGACAUCGAGGGAAGUCAAAUGGAAUUACACCGGUCUUCGUAGUGGACCCCACGAAAGACCGCUGCAUACAUUAUGAGGAGAUGCAUGCUCUUCAAGCUAAUAAAUAUGUUAAUAUCGACCCUGAUCUGCUAAACGAGCACUCAGAAAUUGACAUCAGGACGGAUCUGAUUGAUUGCGGCAUCGAUAUUUGCACACCUGAUGUCCUCGCUUUAUGGGCCGAGUCAUUUGAUUACGAAGUUCCACGGCGGCAUUUCCUGCAUGGGGUGCUGAAAGAUUAUGAAUUGAAUGGCAAGACAAUACAUACAGAAAUCGUGGGAGAUCAUUACGCAGCCAGAGUCUUCAAUCUACAAUCGUAUGAAUCAGUCAGUAAAGAUGUUCUUGCGAGAUGGACAUAUCCUCUGGUUCCAGACAGUAAUCUGCUGGACAACCAAAGCUAUAAAUAUGAAAGCGGUGGGCUCUGUAAAGAGAAUGGGGUUAUUUUGGCUAGGACAUGUAAAGCUGGAAAGAGGACUGUUCUUGGAAGAGAUACCAGUAUUGGGGAUGGAAGUCGGGUCGUGGACAGCAUUAUUGGAAGAAGAUGCGUUAUUGGGAAAAACGUCAGUAUUAAAGAUGCUUACAUAUGGGACGACGUAUCAAUAGGCGACGGCACCAUCAUCGAGAGGGCUAUUAUCGCCAAUGAAGCGGUCAUUGGCAAGGACUGUCAUCUGGAACCCGGAUCAUUGAUUUCGUACAACGUCAAGAUAUCAAAUGGCACCAAUGUACGGGCUGGGACACGCCUUACAAGGGGUAAUCGGAAACAAGAAGACGGAACAAAGAGUGAUGCACCGUCAGAUCCGUCACUGGUCGGCCAAGGAGGAUUUGGCCAUGCUUUCGAAGAUCCAGACGAGUUCUCAGACGAUGAAUCGUCUGCCUUCCAUUCAAACAUGGUUUACUCAACCGCCCAUCUUAACAUAUCAUCCGAAUCCAUCUCAACCGUCUCUUCUGAGAUAAGUACCUCAUCACCUACGACCUCCCGUUCUCGAUUAUCCAGCUUUGCAUCCGACGAUGCCGAUGGUGGAAACAACGAAAACUUUCACCAUGAUGCUGUGGAAGGCCUCCUCGGUACUCUGCGAGAGAACGGCGACUUUGAUUCGGCAAAGCUCGAGUUCAUGGGUCUUCGUCUCAGUAAUAACGCAACAGAUCAACAAAUUCGUCGAGCUAUCGCCGUGGCAUUCACAAAACGCAUAUCUCAGCUUGUAGAGAACGACAAACUGGAAGCGAGUAAAGCCGCCGCCCAAGCUUUCGGUGUCAGUGGUGCGGAUCGUUUUAUCAAGAAUGUGGCGAUCGGGGAUGAGGGUCUUGAAGACGACCAAGUCGAUUUCAUCUACCGUCUCCAGAAGGAUCUGGUGCACCGCAACAAUGGCGCCGUUAUCCUGGCCGCUAUCAGUCAGAGGUUGUAUCAGAUGGAAAUCCUCGAGGAAGAGGCUUUUGAGCGGUGGUGGACAGAGUGCGAGGGGCUAGAGGACGAAGACGAGGGAAUGAAGAAGGUGAGGGAGAAGACUGCCGUUUUUAUCGAGUGGUUGCGGCAGGCCGAGAGUGAAAGUGAGAGUGGGGAAGAGGAUAGUGAUUAG